Messenger RNA from Chlorella variabilis, 1356 nucleotides. RefSeq lists its product as hypothetical. Lineage: Eukaryota; Viridiplantae; Chlorophyta; Trebouxiophyceae; Chlorellales; Chlorellaceae. Bases 1 to 1356 code for a protein of 451 amino acids. The record is from RefSeq and is a predicted model, not a curated record. The transcript has 9 exons.
AUGGUUGUGAGCGCCCGCGGCCGCUGGGUGAGCGGCAGCGGCGGCAGCAGCAGCGGCGGCAGCAGCAGCAAGGCAGCGGGCGCGCUGGCACCAUCCAGCUUCCUGGCGUCCAGCAUCCGGGCCACCGGCGGCAAGAAGGGCCCGGCACCAAUGGUCACCAGACCUGGCGGCGAGAUGGUCGCUGCCGCAGCAGGCAGCAAUGGCGCCACCAUCAGGCCGGCGCUGACCGCAAACGCGCUGGUGCAGCGAGACAUCAGCACGAUCGUCGUGCCAAUUGGCGGUGUGACAGAGGAGGGCGCCGCCUGCCCUGGCACCAGCCUGCCUAGGGCCAGCGUCAACCAGGCCAACCGCAACGGCACCACCGUGGGGUCGCUCUUCGGCCAGUGCUCCCACGGCAAGAGCCGCCUGACGGCGGCAAACAGCCUGGUGACAUCACUCGUCAAGCUGCCGUGCGAAGGCAACACAUGGGGCGUGCCCUGGUCCUUCUCCAAGUGCGACUUUGACGACUUCAACGGCUGGGCGGAUGCCGCCGACGAGGCGCUGCGGGCAAGGGGGGUCAUGCUUGAGCGAUACAAGUACAGGGUGUACCUGGUGCCCCCCAGCGCCUGCGGCUUUGUGGGCCUGGGCUACGUCGGCUGCGACGGCUCCUACACCUGUCGCGCCUGGAUCGGCAGCGCCUUCUGGGACUCGCCCCCCGCCAUCACACAUGAGCUGGGCCACAACCUGUUUCUGGGCCACUCCAGCACCGCCAACGAGCAAGGGCAGGUCGACGAGUAUGGCGACUUUACUAGCAUCAUGGGCUACUGCUGCGAAUCCCGCUGCCUCAACACGCCCCAGGCCUGGCAGAUGGGCUGGAUCACGCUGCAGCAGCUCGACAGCAGCAGCCUGAAGCCGGGGCAGACGGUGCAGCUGCGGCUGGCCAGCCAGGCGCUCGCCCAGCAGAGCGGUGCCCGCGUCGAUGUGUCCAGCUGGGUGGCGGGUGUGGACCCCAUCUUUGUGGGCUUCCGCACCGUCGAUCGUGGCGACAGAGGGCUGUCGGCAGGCGCGGCAGGACGUGUGCACGUCUACACCGCCCCAACUUCCCACACGUUUGACAGCCGGCCGACGCUCUGGAAAGCAGGCUUGGAAGCCGGCCAGUCCUGGGCGCAGCCUGCUUCGGGGGUGGUGGUGCGGCACCAGGGCACCGACGGCGGCCUGGCGCUGGUCAGCGUGUGCCGCAGCGGCGGCACGGAAACCAUGACGUCGUGCACCACUGGCGUAGACAAUGACUGCAAUGGGCUGGCGGGGGUGGACGACCCUGCAUGCGCCUCAAUGAUGCGCCUGGGCGUCGGUACCGAGACCACCAACAAGGGCUAA